UCUAGGUUUCCACAUGCGUUGGAGAGUUCAGUAUUCGAAAAGAUUUUAUGUUGGUAGUCGAGAUUGAGAAAUUGUAUAUCGAAUAAAUUUGUAAAUCACCAAACGUAGUUUUCUUAUGGACAUGACAAUAAUCUGGCGACGAGGAUUAUGGUAAAAAUAGUUGGAUUGCUUAUUCCGGCUUAUGAAUUUGAAAGAGUAUGUUGGACGCAGAUGGUGCUGCAAGUUCUCAACCUAGUUCCAGAGGAAGAAGUCCAUCCAGUGAAGUGAGAGUGAGCUGGGUGUACGAACUUAACAAACAAGAACUAAUUGAAAAACUAAAAACGUAUAACGUUACUGUGAGUGAAACUGAUAGUGUUGAUAACUUACGAAAAACGCUCGUCAAAAAACUUCGUGGAAAAAACGAAACUUUCACAAAGAAGGAACUAUACCGGUGCGACAUGUCUGAUUUUAAUAAAAUAAGUUUUACCCUAAACAAAGACAAUUGGGAAGUUUUUAUCGAAAGACUAGAAUUAAUUUUCGAGUGUCAGUGUAUUCCGCCGGAAAGACAAAGUGCAGAACUGUUAACAAGAGUUUGUCAAGAGACUUUCAUGUUGUUUCGCAAUUUAACUUCACCAAAAAAGGCUAAAGAUCUUUCCUACACUGAUUUAGUUAAUAUCAUGAACUCUCAUCUUCAUCCAAAGCCUUCAGAAAUUUCCGAAAGGAAUAAAUUCUACGCCACGAAACAAUUACCUUCGGAAUCGAUACACACAUUCCUUACAAAAUUGAAAGAAAGAUCUUUUUAUUGUAAUUUCAAGGACCUUGAUAUUGCUCUUCGUGAUCAAUUUGUAUUUGGACUUAUAAAUCACGAAACAAAAGUGGAAUUAUUUCGUCAAGAAAAUCUAACAUUUCAAAGUGCGGUGAAGAUAGCGGAGGAUCGAGAAGCAGCUAUAAAAAAUUCCUUAUCAAUGAAGUCCGCAGAUGCUGUGUCUGAAGAUACAAUUUUUUACAUGAAUAAGGCUGGUUCAAAAUAUUCCAAUCAUCAACAAUACAGAGGAAGGGGAAGCGGAAACGCAGAAGGAAAAUUCAAAUCUUCGCAACCAAACAACGCAGCCGCGGCUUCCACUUCCAAAGACCAGAGCCAGAAACUCAUCAGAGACAAUAGACAAAGACAACACGAUAACAGGAGCAGUAACUACAGACGAGAAGACAGAAACGGCAGCCGUAGGUCGAAUGUGUCAAACAAUUCUCAGGUACAUAUAACCUCAAAAACGCGUAAUAAUAAUAAAUGUUAUUGUUGUGGUGGAUUUAAUCAUUUCGCAAAAGACUGUAAACUUAGGUGGAAAACUUGUAAUUAUUGUAAUGUAAAAGGUCAUAUUGAUAGAGCAUGUCUAAAAAAACAAAACGGAAUUAAUUUAGUCAAUGACAACUUAUUAGAAAAUGAAGAUUUGGAUAGUUCUGAUUUAGAUUUUUAUUAUAUGCAGCAAAACGAUUUUACUGAAUUUCAGAAAAAACGGUAGCUAAUUAUUUUGCAGCUAAGAAAAUCCACAAGGCAGAUAUUUCAUUGUCCAGCUAUGACAGAACAAAGUUGAAUGUAAUGGG
This is a messenger RNA of Coccinella septempunctata (seven-spotted ladybird), 1578 nucleotides long. RefSeq lists its product as uncharacterized. The record is from RefSeq and is a predicted model, not a curated record. The transcript has 2 exons. Lineage: Eukaryota; Metazoa; Arthropoda; Insecta; Coleoptera; Coccinellidae. Bases 198 to 1496 code for a protein of 432 amino acids. Gene Ontology annotation, molecular function: nucleic acid binding; zinc ion binding.